AUGUCUGACUCGAAGGGUCUCGAAACCAGCAGGGGUGGUAUUCUGCGAAAGCAGAAUUCUGCCCCUUCAGGUUCUCGGGUAACCUUCGCCCGUCCGCGGGCUGAACCGGAUGUGGAAUUGAGCCAUUCAGUUGGUAGAUGGACUGAGAGCAUGUCUACUAGACCAGCGCAGGGGCCAAAAGGCUGGUAUGUACGAGAUACAUACCGGGAGUUGGCCUACGCUCCACCCUCAUAUUAUCCCAAAAUGUUUAUCCUUCUGGGGAAAGCAGAUGAGGAUGAGGGGGUCCCUGCAGGUGUUAGACAGAAAAAGCUUACAUCAACUGAGAGGCUCAGGAUGACCAUGACUAAAAUGGAAGCCACACGAAGGGCCCGUUUAUACUCUGGUCUGGAGGCACAGUUGCUCAUUCCACAGAGGUUGAGAGAUAUGCUUGCCUCUAUAGCUGAUGAACGAGAUAAGAUCACGGGUUCAUCAGCUGAAGGGCUCGUUAGUCUCGUUGAAAGCAGUGGGGAGCGAGAUGAUCAACGGAAGUUGUGCGUCUCUGCCCCCGCAGCUUUCGAAAUGUUGGCUGUCCCUCCGGGGAUAGUUAAUGAUGAUGAGUUGGUCCCUGCAGCUGGUAGACAGACUGACAUGUCUACACCAGCUCAGGGGAAAGAAGUAACAAGCUGCGGUGAACGAGAUUCACAACGGAGGUUGUGCGUCUCUGCACCCGCAGUUUGCGAAACAAGGUUUGUCCUUCCCGGGGCAAUUGACGAUGAAGAGUGGGUCCCUGCAGUUGUGUCUACACCUGCAGCGGCUUUAGAUGAGGAGGAGAGAAGCUUACCAGAACCAAAACCAAAAAGCCGGAAGAAAAUCCGUGCUUUCUUGCGCAGAGCAUUGCAGGCUAUCAAAAAAGCUUGCUGUUGCUGUGGAAAUGAGGAUAUAGUGGAGCCAUUUUGAUCCUCAGGUGCCCGUAUAGAUGAAGCUGAUGUGUAGAACGGUUCUGGUCUUAAGCAAACGGGUUUUUAAGAACCACCCUAUUGCCGGUCAGGUUCGUCAUUCCUUGGAUAU
This is a messenger RNA of Paramisgurnus dabryanus, 1047 nucleotides long. Lineage: Eukaryota; Metazoa; Chordata; Actinopteri; Cypriniformes; Cobitidae. The record is from RefSeq and is a predicted model, not a curated record.